Messenger RNA from Penicillium atrosanguineum, 357 nucleotides. RefSeq lists its product as uncharacterized. NCBI's taxonomy places the organism in Eukaryota, Fungi, Ascomycota, Eurotiomycetes, Eurotiales, Aspergillaceae. The record is from RefSeq and is a predicted model, not a curated record. The transcript has a single exon. Bases 1 to 357 code for a protein of 118 amino acids.
AUGGGUGGACGGAGAGAACCCAAAUCAAAACGGACCUUGCAUGCCAUCGACACGCGCAAAUUCAUUGGCCGGUUUGUCGGGUUGCACAAGUUGCGCAGAGCUCAAGAGCUCUAUGAUGUUUCACUCUGCCGUAACCUCAACCCACGUCGGCGCAACAACGUCAAUAUCACUUGCCAGGAGACCAUUUCAGACUUAUCGGUUUCAGGUAUCUUGAGUGAGAAUGCGCCGGAGGACACUCUGCAGUUGCCGCAAAUGUGGUGCCCAAUUGAAGGCGACCGCCGCUCCAUUCGAUCAGGUAUCCACUCGGAAACAAGUUGGACUAAGCCUCCGAUUGAUGCCCGAAGCCACAGUCGGUGA